Nylanderia fulva is the source of this 2621-nucleotide messenger RNA. RefSeq lists its product as uncharacterized. The record is from RefSeq and is a predicted model, not a curated record. Gene Ontology annotation, cellular component: membrane. Lineage: Eukaryota; Metazoa; Arthropoda; Insecta; Hymenoptera; Formicidae.
CAUGCGCGUCAUGCGUGAGUCGGAGAGCACCCUAGGUCGUUGUGAUGGACGCAGAUCACGGGCAAAAACAGCAAAAAGGCAAUGGCGGCUAUCCAUUGGACGGUCAAUGAGCUCACCGUGAAAAAUCUCGGAAAAUGUGAUCUACACGUCGCGAUCGACGAGCGUAAAUUCGAGGUGUGGCCUGAAGGCGGAGGAGUAUUGUUGCCUGCAAGGAUAGAAAUGACACACAAUAUGAAUGAGCAAUGGCUGGUAAGCAGAUGGACCUGUCAUCGAAUCGAUUAGAUAAUGCAUGCUGGUCGCUGACAGGUCAAAUAGAAAAGUACGACAGCAGGCAGGAAGGAGUAAAUGAGCGAGCGCACUUGAGUAAUGAGCGAGACUCGGCAUUAUCCUAUUCGCUCGGUCUCCGAUUUAUACGCAGCCGAGGAAAUAGAAGUGCUUCUCUUAGAAGAAAUACGCGACUUAGAACCUCCACCUGCCAUAUAUUCUAAACCCGAGGACAUUCAGGACUUCGAAAUUGCAGGCAGCAGGACAGGGGGGCGAAUCAGCUCCCAAUCAUCGGAGCUGGAUUCGCCAGGGGUUCAUUCGACAGUCCACUCGUGGGAUUCACAUGCUAAUUAUCAUGGUCACUAUGGUAGUGACCACAGGCCGGGCUCUUCAUCUAAUGCUCUGGCUUGGUCACGUGCAAGCCAUGUGGUUAUUUACUGUGACAUACAGGGACAUCUUAAAACAGCUACGGGUGUUGUUAGACUCUUAUUACUUAUAUCCUCUGCAGCUUGUUUGGCAACUUUAUGCAGUUCUGGCACUGCCAAGGUCAGCCUUUUUAUGCUGCCUUUAGCAGAUCGUUUACGAUUCAUGAUCUUUGUAGCUGUUUUCUGUUUCUUGGUCACCGCAGCCCUUCUCUUCCUUGAUAUUUCGCAUGUUAUUUACAUCCUUCCUUUAAAUUGGGCUAAACUGAAUGCUAUAGUAUUCACUGGCAUAGGCUUGUUAUUUGCCGCGAGUAGCGCGUUAUUAGCAUGUACAGUAUGGGAAUACCACAGUGGAGGCUGGGUACCAAGACGCACACGUUCCCAACUGACUGCCGCAGCAGUGGUGGGACUUUCAUGCGCUCUCUUAGCAUUUUUACUUUCAUGGAUACAUUGUCGGAAUGGAUCAGGUUGUAAGGGUCAGGACUCUCGUAGUCAUACACCAACACAACUCUAUAAACCUGUUGAUAAUUCUUCCUCCUCCGGGGUCACUUUGAAGGAACGUAGUCCUAAGAGACCCGCCUCGUGGACCGUGAAAAAUCAACAAUCGAAAAAACGGAACACGGACAGUGACACGAAUACGAGUAACGGCGGCCACCGCGGUAAUCAUGAAAGACUUAAACAAGGCGCCAACAAGAAGGACCAUUGGGCUUCGGCCAAGCAACAUAUUCUAGAAACAACACAUACGAUUAACGAGGAUACUCAACGGGAGGAUACCGAGAUCGAGAGGAGACGGAGAAGACGAAGGAAAGAAGGUGAUAGCAGUUCGACCGGUGAUGGAAACGCACCAGGUAGCAGUAAGGCCGACGCUAGCAGCGUCACCGCGGAGGAGGCUAAGACUAGACGAGUGCCGCGAAAGUUACCUCUACAGUCUGCAGUGGAGCAAUCUCGCUCAUGGUCCGACGCCGAACGUAGAAAUAGUGGCACUACGCAAAUUAGAAGUAAAACUAAGCAAACGCCAGUGAACAAUGACGCACAGAAUUGUUGUGACAUGAUUGAGACUAGACCGAUCAAUCAAGUGACUCGGAACGGCCUCCCCAACUGGGAAACGGAAUGUACAUCUAGCAACAGUAAAGAAGAAGCUACUGAUGCGAAUGUGAUUGUUCGUAACGCCAUGUGGUCUGGACAGUGGCGCCCACCACCAGAUGAUGUUCAACCUUGCUCUAGCAAAACUAUCGAUCCUUAUAGCUUUGCCUGAUCGUCUUGUGAAAUACAAAGCACAUACACUUUAGGUAAAAAAUAACUUGCUCAAUCGAGCAGUUUUUGUGAACAGUUUGUGACGAAAUUUUUUAUAAAGCAAGCAAGUACAUGAUAUACUUUAUGUUGAAUAUAUAUUUUUUUAUUAGACUGCAACAGUAGUUGAAGUGUUACUUGUUACAUAAUUGAAAUCUCAUACCUCUCUCUUAUUUGCAUACAAACUUGCCUGACUUCAACACAUUUUGUAUUUUCUACAUUAAAUAAUAAUGCACAGUGAGACUGAAGAACACAGUACUUUGGUUUUACAUGUUCCAUCUGUGUUUUCAACUGUGCAUAAAACCGGAUGUGAUUAAAAAAAUGUAAACAUAAGAUAUACAUACAUAUAUAUAUAAUUGUUACACUUCAUACAUGCAACAGGUGAAAAAGACCAUAGCCCGUACUUACAGGGCUUAUCAAGUUUGUUGUUAUCGAAUUUUACAGGACGAAAUCGUGUCCAAAGAUUUAAGAUCCUGUAUAAAGUCAUUGCUGCCUUGUACAUUUUGCUGCCAAGAGGAUAAAUUUUCUUUAGUUGUUCGGGUCUCGACGUUUUGCAUCACAAAACUAGACUGCCCAACUUUGAUAAGCAAAUAAUGCCACUUCAUUCCAAUCAUGUACCAAAUAAUAAAUAUAAGUAAGUUUUAA